Molecule: messenger RNA, 2559 nt
Organism: Knipowitschia caucasica
Lineage: Eukaryota; Metazoa; Chordata; Actinopteri; Gobiiformes; Gobiidae
Source: the annotation of a GenBank genome assembly
AUGGCGGGCGGCAGGUUGGGGCUGGAGGGGAGCGUCAGCGUGAAGGCGUUUGUUUGGGGCCUCAGUGUGGUCUCCAUCCCGCUCGUGAGACACUUCUUCGGACGCGUGGACUGGGUCUUCGACUACCUGACCGACACCCCCGGGAAGGUCGCGGUUUGCCUGCAGGUGGCAGUCAUCCAGGGCCUGCUGCUGCUGCUGUACCGCGGCCCCGUGUAUAAGGUCGCUGUGAGGGCCGCCUUCCUGGGGCUGGUGUUUGGCUCCGGCCUCAUCAUCAGUCUGUCUGAGAGCACCUGGACUCACUUCGGAUGGUACAUGUGUUCUCUCUCCUUCUUCCACUUCUCUGAGUACCUGGUGACCGCUCUGAUAAACCCUCGCAGUUUGUCUCUGGACUCGUUCCUCCUGAACCACAGCCGCGAGUACACACUCGCCGCCAUCUGCUCAUGGUUUGAGUUCACCGUCGAGAUGCUCACGGUACCAGAGCUGAAGCAGCUGCCUUGGGUCUCGGCCCUCGGUCUCGUUAUGGUCCUGUGCGGUGAGGCCCUGAGGAAAGCCGCCAUGUUGACUGCAGGUUCUAACUUUAACCACAUCGUCCAGAACGAGAAAGCCCAGAGCCAUGUCCUGGUGACCAGCGGCGUCUACGCUUUCUUCAGACACCCCUCCUACGUGGGCUGGUUCUACUGGAGCAUCGGCACCCAGGUGGUGCUGUGUAACCCAGUCUGUAUCCUUGGUUACACGGUGGCGAGCUGGAGGUUCUUCAGGGAGCGGGUGGAGGAGGAGGAGCUGUCGUUGAUCCACUUCUUCGCCGAGGACUAUGUGGAGUACAAGAGCCGGGUCCCCACUGGUCUGCCCUUCAUCUCAGGCAUCCGGAUCCCAAAGACUAAAUUGUUCAGAGUAUGUUUCCAAAGUUCUCUCUGGUUCGGAGAAACUGGUGCGAACACCAUGGAUCCUCCUGAGACAGGACCAGCAGGAGCUGGAAGAGCACAAGACUUCCCCGUCCUCCUGGAGAACGAUCAUGUGAUCGACAGAGACCAGAUCUUUGUGAGUGUGAUCGAGAAGGGACCAGACGGAGUCGGACUGAGCUCCGCUUUUGACAGACGUUUCCUCCCGGAGAACAUGACAUCUCUGGGCUGCACUGUGGCUAACCUGAGCAGAGUGGUGCCUCACGGUCUCCUGGUGUUUUUUCCUUCAUUUCCACUGAUGGAGAAAACUCUGGAAUUCUGGAGAGAGAGAGGUCAGGCCGAGCGCAUCGAGAACGUCAAGCCCAUGUUUGUGGAACCGAAAGGUCGAGGCUCCUUCAACGAGGUCAUUGAAGGUUACUACAGCAAAGUGGACGAUCCGGGAUCAAAGGGCGGCAGCUUCUUCGCUGUGUGUCGAGGAAAGGCCAGUGAGGGGCUGGACUUCUCGGACUCGUACGGCCGGGGUGUGGUCAUCACUGGGCUGCCCUUCCCCCCCAGGAUGGACCCUCGAGUGGUUCUCAAGAUGCAGUUCCUGGACGAGAUGUGCCGCAAGAAAACCCCUGGUGUCACGUACCUGACCGGGCAGGAGUGGUACCGGCAGCAGGCGUUCCGAGCGGUGAACCAGGCUGUGGGCCGCGUCAUCCGCCACAAAGACGACUACGGCGCCAUCUUCCUGUGUGACGAGAGAUUUCGGGGUCCUAGUGCCCUCUCUCAGCUCCCUAAGUGGGUGCGUCCGUUCGUCCGCAGCUACAGCGGCUUCGGGAACAUGGUCCGGGACGUGUCGCAGUUUUUCAGAGUCGCAAACAAGAUGAGACCUCCAGUGGAGAAGAGCAGCUGUCAGAAGGAGACUCCACAGUGUUUGGUCGAGUCUGGUCCCAGUUCCCGAGCCCAGAGCCCCCGGAGACCACAGAGUCCCCACGGGUCUCAGCGACGGCAGCCACAGAAGGCCAAAGCUCUGGACGCUCACCUCCCCAGUCUGAAGCGCCGGAGGCUGGACGGCUGUAAUGGGUUGGCAAAGAUCUGCAUAAACUACGACUCGUGUGUGGAGUCUCCUCAAAGACCCAGGUCUCUGCUGGACGCUCUGGACCAGGACCACAGAGCUGAGGCCGGGAGCGAGCUGCACCAGGCGAGUCGUCUGUCCACUCUGUCCCUGCAGCACGACAAGAGGAUGGAGGAGGAACUGCGCGGAGGGAAACGCAAGAUCAAACUGGUCUCACAGCAGCUCCGGACUGAGACCUCUGAGACCCGGACCUCCUCAGACCUCUGUGAGGAGGGGAAGUCCAGCCGAGCCAGAGGGUUUCUCUCAGAGAUGAAGAAGAGUCUGAGUCAUGUGACCUUCGAGCGCGUGGUCCAGACCCUGCAGACCUACAAGAAGACCGACCAGUUAGAGGUCCUACUGAAGGAGGCCCAGGGACUCGCUGAGGACGCUAACACACACGGGCUUCUGAGGGGUCUGUACCAGUUUGUUCGUCCUCAUCAUAAGAAGACGUUUGACAAUCGCUGCAAACAGCUGACGGGACAGGGCUGCGGCUUCAAGCAGGAGCACACCCUGUCCAAGGAGGAGAAGGAGGAGGUGCUGCAGGGAGGUGAGACACUACUGUAG